AAGAAAAGGAAAAAAAAGCUAAAAGUUGGAGACGACAACACCCACUGGGUGUGUCGGAAUCCCAGUUCCUCCAUGAACAGGCAAAGCACGAAUAAUAAAGCACGCCCAAAGCCGAGAACGAGAUCGGCGAGAGCUCAUCAAUCUCCAUUUCACGAAAUUAAGCAUCAAAACCCCCCAAAACACCGAGGAUUCGAAUUAGAUCCGAAUCAAAUCUCGGAGCGAAAUGGAUCGGAUCCUAAAAUCGGCGCGAGCUUCGGGAUCUCUCAACCUCUCCAAUCGCUCCCUCAGGGAGGUACCUAAUGAGGUUUACAGGAACUUGGAAGCCGUUGGUGCCGACGACAAAUGGUGGGAGGCGGUCGAGUUGCAGAAGCUUAUUUUGGCUCAUAACAACAUUGAGGUUCUGAAAGAAGACCUGAGAAACUUAUCAUUGCUGUCUGUCUUAAAUAUAAGUCACAAUAAGCUGUCUUCUCUUCCUACAGCUAUUGGGGAGCUUCCCUUGCUAAAGUCCCUGGAUGUAUCAUAUAACCAGAUUACCAGCAUCCCCGAUGAGAUCGGGUCAGCAGCUUCUUUAGUUAAGCUCGACUUGUCAAGUAACCUUCUUAAGGAGCUGCCCAAUAGCCUCGGGAGGUGCUUAGAUUUAUCAGAGUUGAAGGCAUCUGACAAUUGCUUAGCCGGACUUCCCAAUGAGCUCGGCAACUGUACCAAGUUGAUGAAAUUGGACGUAGAGGGAAAUAAGCUCACAAUGCUCACCGACAAAAUAUUCAUGCCAUGGACAAUGCUUACAGAACUAAAUGCAGCAAGAAAUCUGCUCACCAGCAUUCCCGAGAGCAUUGGGGUUCUUUCAAAAUUAAUUCGUCUGGACCUUCAUCAGAACAAAAUUUCAUCAAUUCCUUCUGCAAUAAAGGGUUGCUCUUCACUUGCUGAAUUUUAUAUGGGAACCAACUCGCUAUCAACAAUACCACCAGAGAUUGGCGCUCUUUCUCACUUAGGGACUUUAGAUCUUCACUCAAAUCAGUUGAAGGAAAUUCCUGUGGAAAUGUGCAAGUUGCAGCUCUCUGUUCUUGAUCUGUCAAAUAAUUCAUUAUCUGGCCUGCCACCUGAGCUUGGUACAAUGACUACCCUGAGAAAGCUUCUGCUGAGUGGCAACCCCCUACGAACUCUUCGGAGUUCAUUGGUUUCUGGGCCUACACCAACAUUGUUGAAGUACUUACGAAGUCGACUCUCAUCGGAUGAAGAAGCAUCCGGAUCUACAGGCACUCCAGCAAAAGAUGUCGAAAUUGCCAUGGCGACAAGAUUGUCCUUGUCUUCAAAGGAAUUAAAAUUAACUGGUCUAGGAUUGACCAGUGUACCAUCUGCAGCAUGGGAGACAGGCGAGGUGGUCAAACUUGAUCUCUCAAAGAAUUCAAUCGAAGAGCUACCAAAUGAGUUGUCAACCUGCUCAAUGCUACAGGUUUUGGUUUUGUCCAACAACAAAAUAAAAGAAUGGCCUGGAACAGUACUAUCCUCUCUUUCCAAUUUCCAGUGUUUGAAGCUGGACAAUAAUCCCUUGGCUGAGAUUCCAUCUACUGGUCUUGAAGUCCUCUCAAAGCUUGAAAUACUGGAUUUGAGCUGCAAUACGGCUUCCUUGCCAGAUCCUUCCGUGAUUUCUAAAUUGCCUCAAUUGCAAGAAUUAUAUCUGAGACGAAUGCAGCUGGGCCAAUUCCCGACUGGUUUAUUGUGCUUAAGGGGGCUACGGAUUCUUGACUUAAGCCAGAAUUGCCUUGUAACAAUCCCUGAGGAAAUCAAGGAUUUGACAUCUCUUACUGAACUUGAUCUCUCCGAUAACAACAUUGCCGCACUUCCCCCAGAGCUGGGUUUACUCGAGCCCAACCUACAAGUCUUGAAACUCGAUGGGAAUCCAUUAAGAAGCAUUAGGCGCACUAUCUUGGAUAAAGGAACAAAAGCAAUUCUCACGUAUCUUAAAGACAAAUUACCGACUCAGUAGAUUUUAUGGUUGCGAGUUGUAUAAUUAAUUAUUUCUAUCUGUACGACAAAUUUUUAGUGCGCUAUAUUAAAAAAAAAUUGCGGAAAAUAAUGGAAGAUGUAAAGGGGUUGUUAGUGCUGUGUAUUGAUGUUUGAUUUAUGUUGUUUGUUGUGGAGAAAGAGGUUUCACGAUGAUUUGAUGUUGUAAUAGUUUUCUACGUGAUGUUGUAAACGUUGUGCGCUCUAAAAUUAAUUAGUCUAAAGUUUUAAGUAUUUACUCA
Ananas comosus (pineapple) is the source of this 2243-nucleotide messenger RNA. RefSeq names its product plant intracellular Ras-group-related LRR protein 6. Lineage: Eukaryota; Viridiplantae; Streptophyta; Magnoliopsida; Poales; Bromeliaceae. The transcript has 21 exons. The record is from RefSeq and is a predicted model, not a curated record. Bases 224 to 1984 code for a protein of 586 amino acids. Gene Ontology annotation, molecular function: protein binding.